AUGUGGCUCUCGUCCUUCGCCUCCGCCGCCGACGCGGAGCCGCUCGCAGUGCGCGCGCGCGUGUGGAGCUCGCGCAGCUGCAGCGCCGCUUCAAGCUCUGCAGCUGGCGGCGACGACGCGCUGACGCUCGUGGCCACGUCGGACGUGGCGCUGCUGCGCCGCCUGCGCGUGGUGCACGACUCGUUCGUGACGCUGCAGUUCCAGGGCCGCCGCCACGUUGGGAGACUGCGCCUGCUGCCGGCAGGCUCCAUAGUGGACGCCAGUGAAGAUGAAGAUGGAGACGUGACGCUGUCGCCGCUGCUGGCCUUCAACCUCGGCAUCCCGCUGCACUCGUCCGCCGCCAGCCACGUGAGUGUGGAGCUGUCCAUCCGCGCGGCGUCUCCGCAGCAGCUGGGCCUUGCACUGCAGCCGCCUUCGUCUCCGUUCCGUCGCAAGCAGCAGGAGCAGCCAGCGCCCGCCUCGUACGCCAUGAUCGCGCCGCUGCUGGUGUCGAGUCUGUCGUGUCGCCAGCACGCGCUGCUGCAGCAACGCGACGGGCUGCUGGACGCCAUCCGCGCGUUCUUCUCGACGGCCAGAGCGCUGCAGGCCGGGGACGUCUUCGCCGUGGAGCUGCGCGAGACGACGCAGUCGCACGUGCCCAAGGAGAACGAGCGCUACAGGCAGAACUACGUGCCGUACAAGUGCGUGGAGGUGCCUGCCGCCUGCAUGCUGCAGACUGAGGGCGAGACUGCCCAGGCGGUGACAGAGCUCAUGCCCCCGACACUGGACCUGGACACGUCGCUCAUGUUCUUCCGCGUGGAGAAGCUGGAAGGUGGAGACAGCAAGGACGCGCUGGCGCUGACGGUCUCGGACGCUACGGAGCUCAUGCAGGGCUCUUCAACCUCCGCCCCGUCGCCGGAUGAAGCGACCAUCAAGUAUUUCAUGAUGCGCAGCAGGCACCGCGGGGCUGUCCCGCCGUUCGACUCGCCCCUACCGUCGGCUACGCAGCAGAAGCUGUACGAAGUGCUGUACCCGGCUCAGUUGUGUGAGAUCCCAGUGUCCGUCCUCCUGAGUGGCGCGAGAGGAGUCGGCAAGAGGACGCUGGUCCACCAAGUAGCCAAGCAGCUCGGCGUGAUCACUGUGGAGGUGCCCUUCACUGAGCUUACGGGCCAGUCCGAGCUCCACUUGCUGGAAAACGUGCGGGAUCAAGUGUCCAAGGCUCAGGCACUGUCGCCUUGCCUUCUCUACAUCAGCCACCUCUUCCCGGUCGAGAAGGACAACGAAGAGGCUGAGCUGCGCAUCGGCGCUGUUCUUUCCGAGUGUAUUCGCUCGCUGAGUCAAAACCAGCACAGCAUCCCAUUGAUCGCGUGCGUUGAGGACGUCAACGAAGUGCCCAAGUUCAUCCGACAGUGCUUUCUGUAUGAAAUGCACCUCGAGGCGCCGGACCAGCGAAAGCGACUCGAGUUCUUGCGGCACAUGGCGGCUUCGAUAGCGCUGAGCGAGGACGUUGACCUGGAGGAAGUCGCGCAGUUGACGGCAGGUCGGACGUACGGAGAGCUGUCGGCCAUGCUGGCAGAUGCCGGCAGUCUUGCGAUCGAGCGCAUCCUUGGUGACGAGACCGACACAGACACGAGUGAACAAUCGUUUGAGGAUCUAGUGUUCGCAGACUCCGAUGACCUCCCGCACGAAUGCUCUGUCUCGGCUCAAGACAUGGAGGAAGCGGCCCAGAACCAACAAGCACAGGCAUCCUCCGCGAACAUUGGCAAUGCGUCGAUCCCCAACGUGAAGUGGACGGAUGUGGGCGGACUAGAAGACGUCAAGGACGAGAUCCUCGACGUCGUGCAGUUACCGAUUAAGCACCCUGAGCUUUUCGCUAGCGGUGUGCGUCAGCGAUCCGGAAUUCUGCUGUAUGGUCCGCCAGGAACAGGCAAGACACUACUCGCAAAGGCCAUCGCCACCGAGUGCAACCUCAACUUCUUGAGUGUGAAGGGCCCGGAACUGCUGAACAUGUACAUUGGUGAAAGCGAAAAGAACGUGCGGCAGGUGUUCGCAAAGGCGCGUAGCUGUCGGCCCUGCAUCCUCUUCUUUGAUGAACUCGACUCGCUGGCCCCGAUGCGUGGGCGCGGGUCGGACUCGGGUGGAGUCAUGGACCGCGUGGUAUCGCAGCUUCUAACGGAGAUCGAUGGCCUUAGCGGCGGUGGCAACGACCAAGUAUUCGUGAUUGGAGCCACGAACCGCCCGGACCUGCUCGAGUCGGGCUUGUUGCGUCCCGGUCGCUUCGACCGACUGCUGUACCUGGGCAUUUGCAACGAGACAUCCGCGCAACUCAAGGUUCUGAAGGCGCAGACGCGGAAGUUCACGCUCGCCGAGGACGCCGACCUCGAGGCCGUGAUCGAGCACUGUCCAACCAAUUUCACGGGUGCCGACUUCUAUGCGCUGAGCUCCAGUGCUCUAGCGGCUGCUUUGAAGGAUCGCGUUGAAGCGCUUGACCAGCAACUCGAGGCAAUCAACGCGGAGGACUGCUACUCAUCGAGCCCGAUGACGAUCCGUUUGUUGCUUAACCGAUUGUCGCCCGAGGAGCUUCGCGUCCCCGUGAGCCAAGAGCACUUCAUGACGGCGCUCUCGCAGGUCGUCCCCUCCGUCUCGCCCGCCGAGAUCCAGCACUACGAGAACCUCAAGAAGCAGUACAGCUCGAGACAAACAUGAUACUGUACGCACGAAAGAGAGCAUGUGUCGUGCCGCUGGUUGCGCCGCGGCACCCAGAGUGAUUGCAUCUGGUGAGGCAAGUAUUGGGGAAUUUGUGUGCGUUGAGAUCGAUCUCUGCCGGCCGAGCUACAGUAACUAAACUCCACUUUAAUAUCGAUCGCAUGGUGUUGAAUCUUUU
This is a messenger RNA of Phytophthora sojae, 2863 nucleotides long. RefSeq lists its product as hypothetical. NCBI's taxonomy places the organism in Eukaryota, Oomycota, Peronosporomycetes, Peronosporales, Peronosporaceae. Gene Ontology annotation, biological process: protein import into peroxisome matrix. The record is from RefSeq and is a predicted model, not a curated record. Gene Ontology annotation, molecular function: ATP binding; ATP hydrolysis activity. The transcript is spliced from 2 exons. The coding region runs from base 1 to 2685 and encodes 894 amino acids. Gene Ontology annotation, cellular component: cytosol; peroxisomal membrane.